Molecule: messenger RNA, 989 nt
Organism: Kickxella alabastrina
Lineage: Eukaryota; Fungi; Kickxellomycota; Kickxellomycetes; Kickxellales; Kickxellaceae
Product: aldose 1-epimerase
Exons: 1
Coding region: 81-947 (288 amino acids)
Biological process (GO): carbohydrate metabolic process
Molecular function (GO): isomerase activity; carbohydrate binding
Source: RefSeq, a predicted model, not a curated record
CUUGCUUCUUGUGUGUAUUUUAAAAACAAUAUUCAUAUUCAAUUUUUUUUACCCAUUCCUCCAAUUUAAACAUAAUUAAAAUGUCAAACGAAUUGUCAGUGCAAAAGAUUAACGACGCCAGCGGAAACCUCGAGCGAGUGGUUCUCCACGGUCCCAAGAACUCCUCCGCCGAAAUAUACCUGUACGGUGCCACGGUGACCGCGUGGAAGAGCGGCAACAAGGAGCGUCUGUUUGUCAGCAAAAGCGCCAAACUCGACGGUACCAAGGCAGUCCGCGGCGGAAUCCCCCUGGUAUUCCCACAGUUCGGGCCCGGUGCCCUCCCGCAACAUGGCUUUGCACGCACACGCGUAUGGAAGUUUCUUAGUUCCAAUAUACACGGCGAGGGCGUUUCUGCCAGCUUCGAGCUCAGCGACAACGAGGAGACGAGAGCGUCCCUGUGGCCGCAUAAGUUCAUAUUGAUUUACACGGUUGAUAUUACGGCGGACACAAUGUCGACAAUUAUGAAGUUUGAGAACACAGAUGAGGCGGAGUUUGAGUUCACGUCGCUUAUGCAUACGUAUUUGCGCGUGCCAGAUGUUGCUGAGGCAAAGGUGCAUGGACUUCAGGGGUGCGUGUAUGCAGAUAAAGUGAAGGGUGUGAGAGCGGUGGAGGAGAGAGAGGAGGUUACGGUGGUGGCUAAUGAGGAUCGCGUUUAUGAGAACGUGCCUGGUGUUGUUGAUGUCAGGUAUGGUGGCGAGAGGGUUGCUGUUAGGAGAUUCAACUUUAAGGAUAUUGUGCUGUGGAACCCCUGGGCGGAGAAGGCAGCGGAGAUGUCAGACUUUGGGGACGACGAGUAUUCGGAGAUGCUCUGUGUUGAGGCCGGCACUGUGGCAAGCACGAUCUCGCUGAAACCCGGGCAGACUAUCCUGUGCGGCCAGCUGCUGACUGUCGAGAAGAUUUCUCAAUAAGUUUUUUAUUUGGAAUAUCAAUUUUUAUUUUGGGCCCUGAUU